AAUAAGAUCUUGUUUUUUGACUGCUUGCAAAACGUUGUACAACAAACUUAGAGUUUCUAGAAAAACAGAGUCUGAUCGAUGAUUCAUAUUUUUUUUUUUAAUACGAGCCGAAAUAUGAAAUCAAAACAAAAAAGUCCAGCAGGGUUAACAAAAGUUCUAGGGAUUCUAUACCAUGUUAUCCCUUUCGAUAUGCGAGCCCUGGAACGAAGCAGGCGCCCUCAUCAUCAACGAGCCCGGUUUACAAAUUACGGUUAUGAGGUUAUCAUCGUCAGCAUUACGGACGUGAGAGCUCAACAUCGUCGUCACGUCACCGUCAUCGUCGCCGCCGUCGCAUCGGUCGCAUCUUAUAUUGUCUUAUAAGCGAUGGAGUGCGAAUAAUCCCCGGCGACGAUGCUGCGUAAUGUCGAUCGCUCUUCUCCACAGUCGGUUACCAAUUACAGCUCGCGUCAAAGUCAAACUAGUGCCCGUCAGGCACGGCCCCGCGGAACGUCGGUCGCGUCGUUCUUGCCGUCGUCGCCGCCACCACUCCGCCGCGUAUGAUUCAUAAGGACCGAGCUCAGGGUUGUGUUCAGGGACAAAAGCCAAAUUUCAUAUAUUCGGAGAUGCUGGAAGUUGGUUUGCGAGUUGUCCGUGGCCAAGACUGGAAAUGGGACGAUCAGGAUGGUGGAGAAGGUCAUGCUGGGACAAUAGUGGAAAUCGGUAGACCUCCCUCCGCAGGGAACUCAACCUCUAGUCCAAAUCCCACUGAUCGGACGCCAGACAAGACAGUCAUCGUUCAAUGGGAUCAUGGCGCUAGGAGUAAUUACAGAAUCGGAUAUCAAGGUGCUUAUGAUUUAUUGGUGUUUGAUAAUGCAGCUGCUGGCGUCAAGCACUCCAACAUCAUCUGCGACGGUUGCAAAAGACAUGGAAUAAUUGGUAUCAGGUGGAAGUGCACGGAGUGUUUUGACUAUGAUCUCUGCACGCAAUGUUACAUGGCCGACGUACAUGAGUUAACUCACACUUUUGAGAGAUAUCAAACAACAAAUUCUGUAGGAGUUCGUCUGGAGCCAAGAGAAGGCUGCACAAAGAUACCUCUGAAAGGGAUCUUCAUAGGAGCAAAAGUCAUUCGUGGACCAGAUUGGGAAUGGGGAAAUCAGGAUGGUGGACGUGGAAAAACCGGCAGAGUUAUGGACAUACGUGGAUGGGACAACGAAAGCAGUCGGUCCGUCGCAACCGUUACGUGGUCCACGGGUAGCACUAACGUCUAUCGAUUAGGUUUCAAAGGUUGCGUGGACUUGUGUUACGUGGAGGAGGCUAAUGCUGGCAUUUAUUACAAGGAACAUCUUCCGUUACUCGGCCAACCGGUCUUAACUGUACCGGAUAAUGGAAACGGCACAACACCGACAAAGAGUGGUGUCACAAACAUCACGUCUAGUCCCCAUCCUCUAAUGUUUAACGUCGGCGACAAGGUGAAAGUUUUAAUGGAAGUUGAUACAUUAAAGGAGAUGCAAGACGGUCAUGGCGGAUGGAAUCCGCGUAUGGCCGAAUACAUAGGAAAGAUUGGCACGGUACAUCGAAUUACGGACAAGGGAGAUGUUCGCGUGCAGUACGAAGGCUGCCACAAUAGAUGGACUUUCCAUCCAGGUGCUCUGACGAAAGUUACCGCCAAGGAUGGAUUUUCUCUUGGUGAUAUAGUCCGCGUGAAAAGCGAUCUAACUGCCGUGAAACAAUAUCAACGUGGCCAUGGUGAAUGGAUAGACGUCAUGAAAAAUGCUCUAGGAAAGACUGGGAAGGUGAUUAAAAUCUAUUCCGAUGGCGACUUACGUGUGGCGUUGGACAUACAUGGUCAUACAUGGACAUUUAAUCCGCUAAGUGUUGUCCCGGUAUCUUCUGGCACAAAUGCUAUGGCUGCCACGCACGAUAAUGCAAACAAGAGCAGAGAUCGUUCGGUCGACGGUACCGACAGUGAAGUGGAAAAGCUGUUAAGGGAUGCGGCUAGAGGCGAAGCUGGAGUGGACGCAGUACGAGAAUUCCUCAAGAAAUACCCUGGCAGAGUAGAUGCGUGUGCUCCUGGCGGUGGCAGAAAAACGUGCUUGCAAGUGGCUGCUCACCAAGGUCAGCGCGAGCUCUGCACUCUCCUUCUGGACGCUGGUGCUUCUUUGCGUGCUGUCGAUGAGGACGGAGAUACGCCUUUGCAUUAUGCAGCAUUCGGAAAUCAACCAGAGAUAAUGGAUAUAUUAUUAUCGCGAGGUGCAGCUAUCAAUGCCGUUAAUAACGGCAGAUGUAGCGCUUUGCAUGUGGCAGUUAAUAAGCAGCAUGUGCAAUGCGUGAGAGUUCUAUUGCGUUAUCAUUGCGACGUCAACCUCCAAGACUCGUACGGCGAUACAGCGUUGCACGACGCGAUAGGAAAGGAUGCGCUAGAUGUGAUCGACGCGUUAUGUGCCUGCGAGAGGGUUGACUUCACGCUGAGGAACAAACGGGGUUUCAAUAUCUUGCAUCAUGCUGCACUUAAGGGCAAUGCUCAUGCAACAGAGAGGCUGGUUGCGCGCGCGCGUCACUUGGUAGACGUGAAAAAGGAAGAUGGAUUUGCAGCAUUACAUCUAGCGGCGUUGAACGGACACAAAGAAGUUGCGGCUAUCCUUCUCUCGCAGAAUGGUGGCCGCGCCAAAGUGGAUCUGUGCAACAAUCGGCGGCAAACGCCGUUGCAUUUAGCAACUUCGCAGGGACAUUGGUCGCUCGUUGAACUGCUGGUGCAUCAUAAUGCGGAUAUCGGCAGCACGGAUGAAGACGGCGACACUGUGUUACAUAUCGCGAUAGCAAAGAGCCCGAAUCAACAGACUGCUGUACCUACACCCGAAAGUAGCCAGGAUUCACCACUUUUGUAUGCUAUCUGGCAGAACCUGGCAAGGCAAGGCGCAAAGACUGAAUUAGCAUUAGCUUGUUUUUUGAUAAGCGUGGACAGGAGUUGCAAACUCCUUGAACAAGUCAGAAACAACAAGGACAAGACGGCGCUCGAUCUUUUGGAAAGCAAUCCACAGGCUGCCCUGCUCGCUGAUCUUUUACGCUCUUACAAAUACCAAAGUCACAGCACGCAAUUAGAAAUAGAGAAUAAUCCAUCGCCUGGUUACGUAGAGCCACCUGCAUAUCGGAUAGAUAAUAUAUCACAGUCAGAAGGAUUGCAUGUUGCGAAGAAGAAUAUAACCGGUUCCGGCGACGCGGCAGAAUGUCGAGAUUGUUCGGGGAUUAUAGAAAACACAAAACAGGAGAAUCGAAUUGAUCCUAGCAGUAGCGUUACGCUCGUUGGUUGUGCACGUUGUGGCCAUACGCAAACAAUUCCAGAUGGUCAGCUGGCGACAGGUGAAGUCUCUAUAGCCAAUUCGGAGGAUAAAUCGAAGGACGUAUCUUCAGAAGGCAAACGAAAGGAGGAGAUCAGUGACAAGGAAAAAGAGAAGGACAAAGAUCUAGAACGGCUACGUUAUUUGGAGACUAGAGUCGCGGAUCUCGAGGAGGCGAAUAUGUGUAGCAUCUGCAUGGAACGUCGUCGUAACGUCGCAUUUCUUUGCGGGCAUGGUGCGUGUGAGCACUGCGCCGCUCCGUUGAAGACUUGUCACAUGUGCCGCAAGACGAUCACAAAAAAGAUUAAUUUAUAUUAGAAGUUCGAUCGAUUACCAUACGUUUAUGUCGGAACAUUGAUUUUCACGCGGUAUACAGCAUGUGUCACGAGAGGAAAAGUCGAUAUCAGUGAUAAUAAUAGUUAAAUAGUUCUUAAUGUUUAAAUUUAAACAAUUUAGAUUACGCAACUCAGAACGAGAGACAGAGGAAUUUCUUUACUCGCUAUGUCGCACGGUUCCUCUCGAGACAUUCUGUUUGUUUGCCCAACAGAAAAUUUUGUCAUUCGCCAUGUCGGCAUAGGAAAAUGUCCAUCAAUUGAUCGUAACGAUGCGUACGUUACGUCUCGCGCUGAUGAAAUUAAACUGCCAAAAUGUAUAUUUUAUUUCUGCGAAUAGUUUGUACGAAAGGGAAAAAAAUGAAGCUCUCUUAUAUUGCACUAACAUCGUGCCAUAGCGAGAUAGGUUUGCGCACAACAUGAUAAUCGUAUUUGCCUGGACACGAGAUAUUUUGAUCUUUUGUUAUUUUUUUGUUUUUCUCGGCAAUUAGUUAAAUCGGUUAUAUUAAAAAUUAAUUAAUACCAGUACCGAGGAGGGAGGGGGGGAAGGGAGGUGAUGUCUUGUGUCUUGACAAACACGCACGACGUACGAUUGUAUGUACAUCGUUUACGCUUUCCUUUCUCAUGAAUCGGCGUUUUCGUCUGUGCUUUAUCCCGUCCAUUUUUUAUUCAUGUUUAAAGAGAGCGCGGAUGACGAGCACUGAAAGAGCAAACUUCUUAUCUUAAGAUAGGAAACAUGCGCGAUCGUGUUAUGCGAUAACAAUCAUCAGAAGCUCGUAGAAACAUUCGUACAUAUCGCUACAUUAUUGCGAGAAGAAAAAAGAAUACUGUUUCACGUAUUCGAAUUCCUGUUGCUUCCGCGCAGUAGGAGGGAAGGGGGCACAUUUUGAUAGUAAAAUUUUUUAGACUUUUUAAAAUAGAUUUUUGCUGAAAAACCUAUAUUGGUUAAGUUUCAGCUAUUUUUUAAAAGUUAUGUUAAUAGUAUAACUUAAAAUUUCGUUACUUGAUGACGUGGCAAGACUCAAUAUUUGAUACGGAUUAAAUAUUAUCAUGAAGGAAUGUUUUCAAUGUUUCAAAGAAAUGUUUUGUUAAAAAAAAAAGUAUCUUUUGAUACUUAAUAUUCAAAUUAUGGGAAUCUGAUGCGGUGUUUAAUGUAUCCCCUUUUCUCCAAUCAUGUUCGCAUCGUUCGAUAAACGUUCUGCGUAACGAAUAACACGCUAAAGGGAAACAUACAGUCUUAUAGCCAAGUUUUCUAGGUAGAAUAAUUGUAUACUCGUUUGUAUAAAGUGAUUCAUUUGUGAUCGAAUGUGACAGCAGUGGAACCAAUUAAUUUUAAGCGUGCUUCCCGUCAUGAACGCACUUUCAAGCAAAAGGAAAGCAAUGCGUUCGCAUGUAAUAAAGAAGCUGAUUGUUGAGGUACAAGCUUAAUUAUUAACGCGAGAAUCUAUUUUUUGAUGAUUCUCAAAUUACAAGAGAAAGAAACUUUAUGGAUGUGUGAUUUCUGGAAGAAUUUUUUUUCCAUCAGUAUUAAAGUCUUGCCUUUCUACUCAACACAACGAAAAAAAACUUGUACUCGAGGUGCAUAAAAAGUUGUAUGUAACACGAGUCGCGUAAAUGUACUUCGGAACGUAUCAGAGGAUUCUGAUCAAUCGAUUUUUACGUCGGUUAGCGUAAUUUUUACACUGGUGACUGGAGGAAUCGAAAAUGAUUUUUAUGGGUUAUUGUACACUGGGGCGAGAGCGGUCCUUUCAGGGUAACACAUCGCGAAUUUUACGUUCACGAGGAGAAACAUACAAUUUGCGAUAGUGCCAAUUUGAUUUCGUCAGGAUGAUAUUAAUUUUCUUCCUUAUUUACCCCUCUCUUUCUCCCUUUUUUUAUAAUAGCCAUAUUGUCGUUUUAGAUAUAUGCGGCGUAUGUAUUACGAAAGAUGUUAUAUUACGAUAAAACUACAGCGUAAAUUUUAAGCGUCGAUAGAUUUCUACAAUUGUAAUUUAAGGCAUAAUUUAAAUAAACAAUUUGACGGUAAAUGAACUUUAAUCUAAUUUAAUGUGCCCUUCAUAUACGUUUUUUUUUUCCCUUUAAACUUCAUGGAAUAAUGCGAGAGAUUUCUCUUUCACACUGCUUAUUUAAGUGUUAUUGAUAAAAAUUAUAGAUACGAACAAGAUACGAAGUAGCGGUAACAAGAACAACAAACUCGUAUAACGUAGACACCAGACAUCUCACGCAGUCAAACGAGAAGCGCAAAAUAAACUUGUCCUUAACUUAGCAAGCAAUCUUAUUUAUUUUGGUACUCGAUAAAGGUUCCGAUAGUCGUAUAUUACAAUAUUGAGCCAGUUUUGCAAAAAUUGUAAUAGCGGUAUACUAAUGAUAUAUAAUAAUGUAAUAAUGGUAAUAAUAUUUUCUUCUCCUAAAGUAAACCUAAACGCAAUGUAUUCUAUUAAUAGUAUGUGACACUGUGUAUUAUCUGUAGUACCUAAUUAACUUAAACUUAAAUCGUGGGGCCGUAGCACAACGUGCAAUACGAUCACGUAAUGCAUUUCAUCUGUGUUAAAAUCUUACGUCGCUUUCUUCGAUUCGCGUGGAUCUUAUCCCUUCCUAUCUUAUUCCCCUUCCUUAUCGUCUCUUCGAAGAAUAAUGCAUGUGAGAUCCUGAUAAAGGGUAACCAAGCAUCAAGAUAUGAUUGAUCAGAGACUAAGAAAUAUUUCAUCAUGUGUGUCAUAUGUUUCGUAAGAAUUAAACAUACUAUUUUCAACUCGAUAUUGAAUCGCUUUGCACUUCACUUAGAUACAUGGUUUUCCCUAUUUUUGGAUCUAUACAUCACAUACAACGUAAAAAAUAAUCUUUCAUUUCUUUUGUUUCUUUCUUUCAUUUUUUCAUUUCUUUUAUUAUUCAUUUUUCUUUUAUUAUUUUUUUUUUAGUAAUUCAUAAACGCGAUCAAAUUAAGAUAAUGUAUUUACGAAAAUAAAUAAUACAGAUUUCUCUGGAAUAUUGAUUGAAUAAUACAUAUCGAAGAAAGAACAAACGUAUAGGAAAAAUACUGAAUAAAACGAUACUUUUGUGUUUCGUCAAAUUGUAAAGACAAUUGAAUGAAGAAAACACAAACUUUCAUUUUGUUCACUUUACUCUCAUUUAGAUCUUAUUCUUUUGCAUUGUUACUUUACAUUUCAAACGAGUAAAGUGUACAAUACACUAUCAAUAUACAAACAUUGCUGGUAAUUGACGAAAUCACCUAAGAUUUUUAAAUGGAAAAUACCCCAACGCGUACAUCAUUCGCGAAUGCGUUAGUGUAAUUUUAAUUCGAAGAAGACGUUGGAAAGUGCACUUGCUACUAACAAAAACAAAUUACGAUAAUUUAUAUCAAUCAGGACGCGAAAUACAACUUUGCACUAAUUCCGUCGCGCGCGAGUUACCGUGACAUUUCUUUUUUUUCUUAUUUCAAGAAUAAUAGCGGUUUCAUGUAAAGUGCACAGCAAAACGCGAGAUUUACCGUUGCUUCUCUCGCAACUUCUACGAGUAAUCAAAGUUCUAUUCGCAUCUACGUAUAAGACUUCAAGUGCCCGAUA
Messenger RNA from Acromyrmex echinatior (Panamanian leafcutter ant), 7209 nucleotides. RefSeq names its product E3 ubiquitin-protein ligase mind bomb 2 (gene mib2). Gene Ontology annotation, biological process: protein ubiquitination. Gene Ontology annotation, molecular function: protein binding; zinc ion binding; ubiquitin-protein transferase activity. Gene Ontology annotation, cellular component: cytoplasm. The record is from RefSeq and is a predicted model, not a curated record. Lineage: Eukaryota; Metazoa; Arthropoda; Insecta; Hymenoptera; Formicidae.